This is a messenger RNA of Pseudophryne corroboree (corroboree frog), 1357 nucleotides long. RefSeq names its product neurogenin 1 (gene NEUROG1). Gene Ontology annotation, biological process: axon development; forebrain development; sensory organ development. NCBI's taxonomy places the organism in Eukaryota, Metazoa, Chordata, Amphibia, Anura, Myobatrachidae. Gene Ontology annotation, molecular function: protein dimerization activity; E-box binding; DNA-binding transcription factor activity, RNA polymerase II-specific. Bases 10 to 693 code for a protein of 227 amino acids. Gene Ontology annotation, cellular component: nucleus. The record is from RefSeq and is a predicted model, not a curated record. The transcript has a single exon.
CCAUCCAGCAUGGAUAGAGCCUACUGUGACUAUGAUGCCUCCAGCCAGAUGUCCUACUCCCCAUCAGAGGAUGAAGACUACUCAAGUCUCCAGUCCCCAUCUUCCUUCUCCUCAGGACAGCUCACUUCUCCAGCAGAGUCUCCAGAGAAGUGCGGGGAGCAGGGCAAGGAGAAGAAGAGGAAGAGGGGCAGGACCAGGGUGAAGAAUGAAACUGUUCUCCACACCAUCAAAAAGACCAGGCGGGUGAAAGCCAAUGACAGAGAGAGGAGCAGAAUGCACAACCUCAAUUCAGCCUUGGAUGAGCUCAGAGAAAUUUUGCCUUGCUUUCCUGAUGACACCAAGUUAACAAAGAUUGAGACACUACGUUUUGCCCACAAUUACAUCUGGGCACUGUCUGAAACCUUGAGGCUGGCUGACCAGUCUAAAGACAAGCCUCAGAAAGAGAUGAUGUUGUACCCUGGCUAUAUGAGUCCUACAGACCCACCAAGCCCUGGAAGCGACGGUGGUUCCUGGAUGUCCACCGCCUCCCCAUCCUCCUCAACCUCCUCCUCUUUCUCAGUCUGCACCUCCAACCCCAGCAGCCCAGCUACGUCUGAAGAUUGCUACUACAGCCAUAAAAAGAACUUGUUCACACUCCACGCCAUGCCACAAAACCUUAUCCAGCACUCCUCAUGCUUUAUUCAGUAUCAAUAGGUUCUGCCAUACGGUGCUUUAUUUAAUAUAUUUGCCUUAACAUGUGAACUCUGUUCUCUGAUCAAUACGUCCUGUAGUGUGAUAUAGAAAAAUAAGGGGUGACCUAAAAUUCUAUAUACUGCCUUAAAGAACAAUUGCAAGGUCUUCCAGAACUAUUGAGAACCUACUUCUUGUCCGAUAACAUCAACGUGCCUAUAAGGUUUUUACUAUGUUGUUUUUGCACUUUCCACAAAACUCUUAUUGUGUCGUUGUUUUCAUUGCAAAUUGCCAAGGGCCUCUUUUCAAGGCUUUUUUUUUUUUAAAAAGAAAAAAAAAAAAACAGGUCAGGUUUUCUGAUGCAGACUGGGUGAAAAGUCAAUUUUACAAUUUGUAAAACUCUCACGAAGAAAAAUGAGCAUGAAAAUUUGGUUUGGAUACCCUGACAAUACAAUGAAAAGACUUGAAUGGGAGACAAGCGAGUUGGGCUCAUACAUUAUUUAUUCUGACCUCCAGGACUGCUGUCUUCCUUAUACAGAGUAGGAACUCAAUCCUGUAGAUUGAAGUUCUCAGACUGGGAGCCUAAUGGGAGUUUAAUUUAUUCAAAAAAUGUUUCAUUCAUAUGAAAAUGUGUAUUUUUUUGUAUAUAAAGAUUUUUUAUUCUAUUAUGUAUCAUUUUGUUACUGCA